GCUCUCUCCCGCCAUCGCGACACACCCUUCGACCCCCAACACUCUAACCUCGCCUUUUGAAAUGCCCCCAUCAAUCCGAGCUCGUCCUACGACGACGUCGCGGCCUGUUCGCUCAGCGACUAGAACCAAAACGAACACUACCACCCCGGACGAUCUAGCAGAUGAAGUCGCAAACAAACUCACUAUCAAAGAUUCGCGAACAACCAAAGGCAAAGCGAAGGAAACCAUUGCGCCACCCACUGCUGAGGAGCGUCGAGCCAGUGCAAUGCGUACUAUCAACACCGUAUCCAGGAGUCUAUCCGAGAUAGUGACGGGCGGCGGUCCUGCAAAGAAGGGCCAGAAAGCUGCACACGAGCAUGCUAACUUGGCUUGCGAUGCUCUACGAGCUCUGAGACAGCUGAACCCUGGGGAUGUGGAUACUGAACGUGCAGCAUCGAGCAUUGCUGGUAAACUGGUUUCGCUGGAAAUGGAUGUCGCAGCCGUGCAAAUUUUGACCGAUAUGCAGCCAGCGCUGACUUCCCUCUACGCACGCAACGACGUGCCGUCCGCCGAGCCCUUGCCUCCUCAGCUACUAGCUCUGCCUCUUCCGCCACGGGACGUGCAGGUUCCCGAGGUCUUUCUCACCCUCAUAGCUACCUUUCUACUCCACUCCAUGAUUUUGCUGUCUCGUCGAACGGACCAGCUACCCGCGAUGCUCACCAUGCUACACGAUUCCUCCAUACCGACCCUCUUCGUUUGGGCACCGCACUUCAACGCUCUGCCCGCUAAGCAUCACGACUCACUCUUCACGCGCACUUAUACGGCGAUGUCGAAGGCAGCUUCUAUACCUGGUCUGGCAAUGCAGCACGCAUUCUCUCUGCGGAUGUACGCCCUGGAAUGCCUCGUACUGACGCGUCCUGGAGUCGUCGUUCCCGCGACAUUCUGGGAGCAAGCAGUCAAAUGGGCCAGGUUUCACGCAGCUGAGCCCAUUACUGGCGACGAAUCUCGGAUACAGCAUAUUCUACAAUCGAUUUGUCACUUGGUGCACUCAGUUGGGCAGCGUCAAGAUCCCGCACCUUUCCUCGAUAGCCCGGGGUUCUCGAAAUUCUGCGAAGUUUGGGUUCUGUGGGCUCAGCAGAUGGGUGAUAUCGAAGCAAUUGACCGUAUCAUGCAACUCAGGCAGAGGAAGGGCUUUGAUGCGGGGUCCUCAUCGUUCUCCUCAACUAUUACUAUCGCAGCAUCAGAAACUGCAGCAAGCGUCGCAGAUGCCGCAACAGUAUGCAUGGCGUUGACGCAAGCGACCGCUGUCUUUGAGCGAUGGGCUGAGUGCCUUCCGCAGGACCGUGCUGCUCGCCUUGACGCAGCAAUCGCAGCCGUCCAUAACGCGGAUCCGCUUAUAGGUGGGCACGGCGACGACGAGACCCUACGCGCGCGGCACAAAGUUCACCGGGCUCUCGAGCGGUUGAGGAGGACGAUCAUCAAAGUGCUUGAGCCCACCGCUCAAGAGAACGCCGCCAAUGCAUCUCUUCCGGAAGACGCAAGGUCGGGGGCACGCAAGGUCCUGCAGUUGAUUAGUCAACUGUUGUUGGACGCGGUGCGCGAGAAUGUCGAGAAUGACACAGCGACAGUGGUCGAUUCCGACCUUGCGACCCCGGCUCUGGAGACGUUACUUGUCCUGGCGCGCACGUCCCUGAUUAUUCGAAACCCCGACACUUAUGCGACUGCUUGGGAUGUGCUCCAGCAAGCCAAAGCGUUCGUGUUCCAACACGUGGUCGGAUGUGGGUCGCACGCUGCGACCACGACAGCCGAAGUCAUCCUCGAUGUAAUUCGACAUCCUCACGAGAAGAGCGCGCAUGACCAGGUUGGCUGGACGCCAGAGACGACGGCUACUCUGGCGAACUACACGCGCUGCGUCGCCGGCGCGUUCCACAACGUCGCGGGCACACUUUGUCAGGCAGAUAGGAUUUCGCAUGCGGUCAGGUUCUUGAACGAAGGAUGUGCGCUGGGGAAGCUCGCACUUGCCAUGCACCGGACGGCGAUCGAGGACGCGCGUGAGGAAGGCCAAUCGGGUACACACGAUAAGGAGGGGUGGAAGCAGCUCGAGGAGCAGCUAUGGCACCGGUGGGAGAUCCUGGGUGUAUGUCAGGCCAAGACCGGUGAUCGCAAACUUGCGUUCGAGGCGUUUGUGGAGGCGAUCAAGAUCUUCCCGCUAGACAUAGCUUCUUUGGGUGAAGAACUCGGGUCGUCAACCGCAUCCGCUGUUUUUGAAGCCUCCCCGCCUCUGCAGCAGCUGGGAAAGAUCUUGGACAGAGUCACUUACAUGGGCGCAUGCGAGCUCUUCCUUGAGCUCGAUGUCAUCUCCGCUAAACACUGGUACCCUGUCGCACUCGGCUCCCCUUCCCCGAAUGCAGCCUCUCAGCACAAGGCACUCGUCGGCGCUCUGCUCGAGCGCCAAGUCGCUAGUCUGGAAGGGAGUAGAUGGAAGAAAGGCGUCGAUCGUAUCGUGCAACAACUGCUUCGCCACGCUCUUGCUGUCUACGAGGCCGCUCUCUUCCCUGUCAGAAGGGCAAGGAUUAUCCUACAACUGUUGGAAGUGUCGUACUACACCAGGGAUGAGCGCGACAGCGGGAAAGUCCUGGGUAUGUCUGCCGAAGACGUCGGCACUCAAGUACGAGCCCUGUUGAGUUGCCAAGAUCCAAGCUGUGACAAAGGCUUUGCAGAUAUCCGCACUGGACUACUCGCGACAUCAUAUCUAUGGCUCGCACUACAUGCCCACCGAUACAUGGGAGUCGAUGCUGCUUUCACCACGAUUGCUCGACAUGCCAACGAAGCGUGUAAGAUACUCAAGAGCAUGGUUCAACAGGCACAUCGGCUGUCAGUCGAUCGGCAGUCCCUUGGGCAAGUGAAGCCCCCUUCCAAGGUAUUGCGAGCCGCAGCGAAGAAACCGGUGAAGCGGGUGGUUAGUACGACCAGGCCACGUAGUGGAAUCCCGAGAACGACCAGAGCAACGAGAGGGCAAGCAGCAGAGCCACCGGUCACACCUAGGCCUCGCAGAGCGCUGAACGACAUCUCAUUGAACGCCACAGUUCAGGUCUCACAGGAGGUCAUCCCUGUCAAGGCUGGCCUGUCCAUCACGAUUUUCGACAACCUACCUGCCACAGUAACCUUAAUCCAAAUGGUCGCGCAACUAUCUGGAAUGCUGGGACAUAUCUUCGUCAAAGUGCAGUUGCUCGGUCUUGCGAGACGGCUGAGCGAACAGUGCGCAGGUGAUACUUGCCGAGAGUACUUAGCGACUUCGAUCGAACUUGCAUACGAGUAUUCCCAGCUAGGCCGGGCAAACAAAGCGCUCUCGAUAUACUCGCAUGCACUCCAAACUCCAAGGACAGAAUCAGAUUCAGAGAUCCGGGCACUUCUUUAUUUGCGCUACGCUGAGUCGCUAGCUGCUGCUGGACAAGUGCUGCAAAGUGCCAGCACAUAUUGUGAAGCGAUGGCCCUUGUCGAUGCUCUGUCUACCACAGAAGAGAAAGCUGUCACGACGUUAGAGAAGGUCCGCUUGCGAGUAAGCACCCUUGAGCGGGCGGCACUUGCUGCUCGUGCAUUCGCCAUGAUCCAGCACGCGAGGGAUGACCCGUCAACGUCUCUCGAUGGCCUUCUCCAGUCUCUCCGCCUAUGGAACCGUGCCAUGGAGACCAUCUCACGACUUCGUCCGUCACCACCCAAGGAGCCCCAAUCAGAACCCGAUAAUCCCUUCGAGGUGAAGAAGGACGACAGCGCUCCCUCGGACCCAAGUCGGCCAAAGCCACUUGACGAAAAAGCAAUCGCGGACCAGCUUGCUUCUCAGAAGGCGUUCCAGCGGAGGCAGUUCAUGGACGGCACUGAGUGGAGACUCGCCGAGGGCCUCCUGGUGACCAUCUUCGCUUUGGUUAAGGCGUAUUACGCCCGUGGCUCUCCUAGGGAGGCGGACUACUUCAUCCAGCAGGCGAGCGCGCUUGCGCACUCGUUGAACGCGCCUGCCAUGAUCGGCCGCGCAUUGGCUAGACAAGGGGAGAUCUCAUUGCGGCUCGGCCGCCUAGAGGAGGGUUGCAAGUUCCUGAUGGAGGCCGCUAAGCUCAUGAGCAAUGUGUGCGGCCCCGAUGCAGUCGACAUCCAUCGCCUCAGAGGUGACUACAGCUUGAAGAACGCGGACGAGCAGACUGCACAGCAGCUCUACACGGAAGCUACCGCAAUGCUUGACGAGCUCGGCAAGAUGUUCUCUGGACUCGAUACCAACGCGCUCAGGAAGUCACUGAACGCAGCAACGCGGAGAGCUUCUGUCCCGGAGUAUCAAGACGCCGAUGGCGCGUUAGCACCGGCGCUGCUCGCCGCAGUUUUGCGUCAACAUAUCACGCUACUUCGCGAUGCCGGCGAAGAUUACAACGCAUUGCUACAGCGCUUCUCAGCUCUGCCGCCCACAUCGGAAACGACAGCGGAGGGGAGCGUUCUCACAGCGAAGCUGACACUCGAUGAUGUUUUCUCCCAGUUCCGAGCUGAUAUGUUCUUGAGCUCCCUAGCCGAGUCCGCUAUCAUGAUCCCCAUGGGCAUCUCCAGUGACCGGGUUCUCGGCACUAACACCGUCCUGCGGGAGAUACUGAACACCUUGUCCGCGGCGGAACGCUCCCUCAGGUCUGACCUGAGCCUCAUCGCUCACCGCGGGAAUGUCGCAAGCGUGCGAGACACUGCCAUAUCUCUCGCCUUGAUCAGUGCGCUCCAGUCGUCCCUCGGUAAUGGCUCUACGGAGGUCUCCCACUUGGUAGCGCGCCUGAUAGAUAUGUCCACGUCAAUCACUUUGCGCCGCGAGAUGCUUGAGGCAAUCAAGCACAAGUUCGUCGACUGUAUGAACGCCGAUGACCUACAGCCCCCGCGAAUCACACUGAACGGCACUCCCAUACCACAUGUAGAGGCGCCGAAGCCGUCAAGACGUAAUCUCAUCAUUGACCCAGAGGACGAGCCCGAACAGAUAAUUCCCGACAGCACAGCCUCGCUCAAGGAGUACUGGAAAGCUGUGGCUGUCCGGUACCAGUCAAGCAUCUUCGAUGAGUCCGGGCAGUCUGCCACUGGCCGCCCGCCUUUGCCCAAGAACUGGUCCGUCAUCAACAUCAGCGUGACUGAAGACAAGAACAUGCUGUUCGUAUCCCGCCAACGAACUGGCCGAGAGCCCCUGGUGUUCUGCUUGCCACUUCGCGGUCGGCGCGAGGACGAAGAGGACCAGCGUCUCACCUUCAGCGAUGCCAUGGACGAGCUCAAGGAGAUUAUGAGACUCAACGACGAGGGCACAAGAGGCGCAGCCAACGUCAAGAAGAACGACCGGGCUGCGCGAGCUGCAUGGUGGGCUGCGCGGGGCGCGCUCGACCAGCGCCUGCAGGACCUCCUGGGCAACAUCGAGUUCUGCUGGUUCGGCGCGUUCAAGACGGUGCUGAACGCGCCCGUACAGACGCGGGCGGAGGACAUGAACGCGCUGCGCUCGCGGAUCGACGCGCUCUUCGCGGCGAGCCUCGUCGCGCACGCGCGGGACCGCAAGACGCACCAGCACGCGCGCGCGCGGCUCGACGACGCGCUGCUCGAGUGCUUCGCGGCGCUCCCGCAGGACUGCCGUGACGAGGAGCUCGAGGACCUCGCCUACUUCGUGCUCGACCUGUAUCAGUUCCACGGCGUUCCCGUCGCGAUGGCGGAGGUGGACGUGGACCAGGUCGUCGUGGACCUCCGGAGCGCGCUCGAGGAGCAUAGGGCGCGCACGGGCGGCCGGAGGGUCCCCGUGCGCGACCAUCAUACGUUCUUGGUGCUCGACAAGAAUGUGCAGGGUAUCCCGUGGGAGAGCUUGCCUAUCCUGAGGGGGCAGAGCAUCAGUCGGAUCCCGAACAUGGACUUCUUGAUCGACAGGCUCGAGCUCGCUAGACAACAGAGGGACGCGCGGGGCCAGGAUAGUGAGCGCGUCGUAGACCGCAUCAACAUCGACCCGAGGAAGGCGUACUAUGUGCUCAAUCCGAGCGGGGACCUGAAGAACACGCAGGAGCGGUUUGCAGACUGGGCGAAGGGCAUGCGCGCGGUGGGGUGGGACGGUAUCAUCGGGAGAGUUCCGAGCGAGCAGCAGGUCGUAGACGCACUGACGCGUAAUGACUUGGUGGUAUAUUUCGGACACGGAGGCGCGGAGCAGUACAUACGUUCGCUGAAGAUCAGGCACCUCCCUCGGUGCGCUGCCACCAUGCUCUGGGGUUGUUCGUCAGGCGCGCUCAGAGACAUGGGAGACUUCGACCGUACGGGGACACCUUAUAACUACAUGCUGGCCGGAUGUCCCACACUGAUUGCGAACCUGUGGGACGUAACCGACCGCGAUAUCGACAAGUUCUCGCAGGCGGUUUUCGACGAGUUGCACCUCACUCCCGAGGGCGUUACUAGGCCGCGGUCGGAUGCGAAGUCUGUCGUGACUGCCGUUGCCCAGGCGAGGGAUUCUUGCAAACUGAAAUACCUGACGGGUGCGGCGCCGGUUGUUUAUGGCAUCCCUUUCUAUCUAUAGACGGCGCGGUGUUCUUUUCGAAUUCGUUGCUGCUUAGACAAUUCACGAGCAUGUACAGCAUAUAUCCCGCAUUUCACUUCUUGUUUUUUUUACUCGCUGCAUGAGGACGAUAUAGCAAUGGAAGUCAUGUUCCUCUGUAUG
Rhodofomes roseus is the source of this 6670-nucleotide messenger RNA. RefSeq names its product peptidase family C50-domain-containing protein. Gene Ontology annotation, molecular function: cysteine-type endopeptidase activity; protein binding. The transcript has 18 exons. Gene Ontology annotation, biological process: proteolysis; meiotic chromosome separation. The record is from RefSeq and is a predicted model, not a curated record. The coding region runs from base 62 to 6529 and encodes 2155 amino acids. NCBI's taxonomy places the organism in Eukaryota, Fungi, Basidiomycota, Agaricomycetes, Polyporales, Fomitopsidaceae. Gene Ontology annotation, cellular component: mitotic spindle; cytoplasm; nucleus.